Messenger RNA from Thermothelomyces thermophilus ATCC 42464, 2824 nucleotides. RefSeq lists its product as uncharacterized. Gene Ontology annotation, molecular function: NADP binding; oxidoreductase activity; histone methyltransferase activity. The transcript has 3 exons. Bases 1 to 2352 code for a protein of 783 amino acids. Lineage: Eukaryota; Fungi; Ascomycota; Sordariomycetes; Sordariales; Chaetomiaceae. The record is from RefSeq and is a predicted model, not a curated record. Gene Ontology annotation, cellular component: nucleus.
AUGGCCGAGCCUAAACCUCCCAUUGCCUUCAUCGGCCUCGGCGCCAUGGGCUUCGGCAUGGCCACCCACCUGGUCAAGCAGGGCUACCCGGUGACGGGCUUCGACGUCUGGGCGCCCACCCUCGAGCGCUUCGCGGCCGCGGGCGGGCUCACGGCCAGCACGCCCUCGGCUGCCGUCGCCGACAAGCCCUUCUGCGUCUGCAUGGUGGCCACGGCGCAGCAGGCCCAGUCGGUGCUCAUCGACGGGCCCGACGCGGCCGUCCACGCCCUCCCCAAGGGUGCCGCCCUGCUCCUCUGCUCCACGGUCCCCUGCGACUACGUGCAGUCGCUCGACCGGCAGCUGCGCAGCCUCGGGCGCGGCGACAUCCUCCUCGUGGACAGCCCCGUGUCGGGCGGCGCGGCGCGGGCGGCUGACGGCACCCUGUCCAUCAUGGCGGGCAUGUCGGACGCGGCGCUAGACAAGGCGCGCCCGCUGCUGGCCGAGAUGGCGGACCCGGCUAAGCUGUACAUUGUGCAGGGCGGCGUCGGCGCCGGGAGCAACAUGAAGAUGGUGCAUCAGGUGCUGGCGGCGUGCCACAUCCUCGCCUCGAGCGAGGCCGUGGGGUUCGCGGCGCGGCUGGGCCUGGACCUGGCCCAGACGCAGAAGGCGGUGCUCGGAUCGGACGCGUGGAACUGGAUGUUUGAGCACCGCACGCCGCGGAUGCUGACGCAGUUCCAGCCCGUCGCCAGCGCCGUCAACAUCAUCGUCAAGGACACCAAGAUCAUUACGGCAGAGGCGAAGAGGAGCGGCUUCAAGGUGCCGAUGACGGGGAGGGCCGAGGAAGGUUACCAGCAGGCCGUCGACAAGGGCUACGGGCAGGACGACGAUAGCAGCCUGCUGAGGCUGUACACCGGGGCAGGGAGCGGCGAGACCGGAGAGAGUUCGGCAGAGGCGGACGAGGAGAAGCUGGCAUUGGUGCUCGACUUGCUUAGGGGGAUCAACCUGUGCGCGGCUGGAGAGUCUCUGGCGUUUGCUAGCUUCGUGGGCUUGGAUCUCGACCAGGUGCUCGAUCUGUGCGUAAAUGCGGCCGGAUCAAGCACCAUGUUGAAGCAGUACGGUCCUCAGUUCAUCACCGCUCUCCGCCAGGGCGUCGACUCCAGGAGCUCAAAGGCUGCCGAGGGAGAGCUGAGCCUCGACGCCGUCGCCGAGAGGCUGCAGAGGGUUGUAGAGGAGGCUGAGCGGGUCAAGGUGCCGCUGUUCUUGGGAUCGCGGGCGUUGGACGUCGUUCGCGAAGCCCUGAAGCUCGGAACAUCGCCGCUAUCUGUCAAUGCGGUGGUGAAUCGAGGGCGGGUACCGACCGCCAAUAUGGAGAAGAGUAUUCGGCCUCACUUCUUCAAGCACGGGCUCCCAGAGUCAGACCCAGAGGAGGAAAAGAACUGCCACUGGUGCCAGAUCCGCUCCUUUGCUACUCACAAAACCAUACCAAUUACAAUAGUCAACGACGAAGACGACGAGGUACUGAACCCCAACUUCCGCUUCAUCGACCAUUCUGUCAUUGCCGACGAUGUGCCGGUCGCCGAGGACUCCUUUCGGACCGGCUGUGACUGUGCCGACGACGAGGACUGUAUGUACAACACGUGCCAGUGCCUCGACGAGAUGGCGCCCGACAGCGACGAGGACGAGAACGACGGCUCCGCUACCCGGCCGCGGCGGAAGCGGUUUGCGUACUACUCGAGCGGACCCAAGGCCGGCUUGCUGAGGAGUAGGAUCCUCAUGAGCCGCGAACCCAUCUAUGAAUGCCACGAAGGCUGCAGCUGCUCGCUCAAUUGUCCGAAUCGGGUCGUGGAGCGAGGCAGGACGGUGCCGCUGCAGAUUUUCCGGACCCCGGAUCGGGGCUGGGGCGUCAGAUGUCCCGUCGACAUCAAGGAAGGCCAGUUCGUCGACAAGUACCUGGGCGAGAUCAUUUCGAGCCGGGAGGCGGACAGGCGGCGGGCGGAAGCGACCGUCUCCCGCCGCAAGGACGUGUACCUCUUCGCGCUCGACAAGUUCUCGGACCCGAACUCGCUCGACCCCUUGCUAGCAGCGCCGCCGCUCGAGGUGGACGGGGAGUGGAUGAGCGGCCCUACACGGUUUAUCAACCACAGCUGCGAUCCGAACAUGCGCAUCUUUGCGCGCGUCGGCGACCACGCUGACAAGCACAUCCACGACCUGGCUCUGUUUGCGAUUCGGGAUAUCCCCGCGGGAGAGGAACUGACAUUUGACUAUGUCGACGGCUUGGAGGAUAUGGACAACGAUGCACACGACCCGUCCAAGAUCAAGGACAUGACGGUCUGCAAGUGCGGGACCAAGCGGUGCCGAGGCUUCCUGUGGUGAAGCUUGACGAGCAUGCACUGAUUUGGAUGCCUUUGCCUUGCUCAAAGCAGGCACAUUGGUCCUCUGAAACAUUUUCACCACUAUAUAUGACCAAGUCAGCGUGAUUCAUUGCGCGACUGACAGUUGCCUGCUCGGAUGCCUCGCUUGCAGUCGCUACAGCAUGCGCUCCCUGAUUCCGGGCUCGAAGGAACAGCAAAGGGGAAGGGAGCCCACGACGCGUAUUGCGAUGCCGGAAAAGGGAAAAGCCUGGCAGUAAUCUAUAAUGCGACUUUCUAGUACUGCAUGCUUCCAGACUGUGUGGUUAACGUUCAAUAUUCUGGGUUUGCCCCGAUGUGGCACCAUUGCUGUAAGAUAUCGGAAAGAAUCGCCAUCUACACUAUGUAUGUACAACCCACUCGGCGGUUAUAUGGGAUGAGUGGUGGAUCUCGGAUCUCUUCCUAACCCAAGAUCGGAAUCAAUUUUGUUAAAUGCG